Molecule: messenger RNA, 2806 nt
Organism: Brassica napus (rape)
Lineage: Eukaryota; Viridiplantae; Streptophyta; Magnoliopsida; Brassicales; Brassicaceae
Product: transcription factor MYB106-like
Exons: 3
Coding region: 1111-1875 (254 amino acids)
Source: RefSeq, a predicted model, not a curated record
AACAUAUAUAUGUGAUGAUUUUAAUUUACAGCAUGAAAACUAUAAAAUUAUUAUAUUUGGGAUAAUUAUACAAACAUUUAAAUAUGUGAGUAACAUUAAAAAUAUAUAAUAAUUAUGUAAAACAAAUAUCUAUAUAUAUAAAUGUGAAAAUAUAUACCCGCACGUUUGUGCGGAUGGAAAUCUAGUACUUUAAUUAAAAUAAGAAAAAAAAAUGAGUCUAAACGUGGUCCAUCCCAAAGUCCAUUACACAAUAAGAGAAGAGAGGAGUACCGCUUUUGCUACCCCAUCGGCUACAAUAUUUUUCGAUCGAGGAAUAUGAGAGAAAGAGAUGCUUGUGAACUAAAACAAAUGUUUUUAGAACCACUUCUAAUCUUUUACCUUCCACAUGUCUUAUAACUAGCAUUUUAAUUUAUAAACAUAAAUUUGGCCCGUCUAAAGUUGGAUUAUUAUUAUUUUUUCUGCAUGGUAAUUAUUUUAUUUUUGUGCACGCAUGGAUUUGGUAGUUUAUUCGAACUAGUUGAUCUUCGGUUUCCAUCCAUAUUCUAUACAAAUAAACUUACGCACCUCAUAAUUACUCAGACGGCCACCCAAAAGGACGAGUCACAAACAAUUUAGUCACCAUUGAUUUUAGAAAAGAACUUGCUGAUACACAAACAAAGUCUAUUUUAAUAUUUUGAUAGCUAAAGAAUUGUAUUAUUGUGGUAAUAAAUUACAAAAUUUGUCAAACUCAAUGAUUUGAUUUUUAAAGGUGUUAGUUAAUUGAUGUUUUAUUUGUUCCCCUAAAAACCUUUACUAUUGAUUUUGUACAUAUAGAUUAGGGCAGGAUUUGGGUACUUUUGCAGAAAUUUUUUACUUCUAUAAAAACUUUGCAAAAGUGUGAAAAAUCGUUAAUCUAGCGGCAAGGAUAAAAAUCCCUCGAUGGCACCAAAAAUAUAAGUGUUAUAUAUAGGUGAUAUCCCUUAUGCACAAUCCCACUGCUCACUCUCUCUAAACCAUUUCACUUUAAGUAAAAAGAAGAAGAGAGAGAGAGAGAGACUCGCUUCCAAAUAAACUAUCUAUCUUAUCGUGAGGUUACGAGUGGUAUCUAUAGGAUUGCUCGGCCUGAGAAAAAUGGGGAGGAAGACAUGGUUUAACGACGACGGGAUGAAGAAAGGAGAGUGGAUAGCGGAGGAAGACGAAAAGCUCAUCGCUUACAUCAAUGAGCAUGGCAUGUGUGAUUGGCGUUCAAUCCCCAAAAGAGCUGGUUUGCAGAGGUGUGGAAAGAGCUGCAGAUUAAGGUGGCUUAAUUACCUAAGGCCUGGGAUUAAAAGAGGCAAAUUCACUCCUCAGGAAGAAGAAAAGAUCAUCAAAGUUCAUGGUGUUCUCGGAAACAGGUGGGCAGCCAUUGCGAAGCAUAUGGAGAAUCGAACAGACAACGACAUCAAGAACCAUUGGAACUCCUGUCUCAAGAAAAGACUAUCGAGGAACGGAAUUGACCCGAUGACCCAUGAGCCCGUCAACAAUAACCUCACCGUCACGACCACUUACGUAGAAUGUGGUAGCUCUUCUACGACUACGUGGCCAACGAGGGAAAACCAUUGUUCCUCCACACCUUCCGGCUUGGUUUGUGUCCUGAACAAGCUCGCUGCAGGUAUCUCAUCUAGACAAUACGAUCUCAACAUAAUCAAGAACAUCUUGUUGGACCCGAGAAUCACAAGCAGUGAGCAAGAUGAAGAAGAAGUGUUAAAGAGGGAUCAGGAGAUUGGUGGUUGUGAAGAAGAAGAUUUUCUGAUAUGGGACGAUGAGGAAGUUAGGCGUUAUAUGGAGACUGACGAUAUAGAGUACGAGACGACGCCGUACGUGUCCCUCUUGUACGAAAGUACUCGCAUCUUCUGACUCGAUCGGUCCAGUACUAAAGUGUGUUAAUGUGUUGGCAUAUGAUUUAUUGUUGCAACAAAUAAAAUUAAUGUGGGCCACUUUAACCAAGAGAAGGUUUGUGAAAAAAAAAAUGCAAAAUAGCUUAUGAAAUGAAUUUACAAAAUAAGUAGACUCCAAUGAAGAUUGUUUUGUCUGGUAAUUAACAUACGAUUUUCAAUUUCAUGUCGCUGUUAAUUCACAAGACACAACCAAACCUAUUCCCAUUUUCCAUUCCAAUUAUAAUUACUACUUCUACAGUUCUACGGAAACCAAAUAAUCACACAAUAUAUAAUCUCUACGAAUAUAUAUAUGUCGCGCCAUUUAUAGAAUAGAAUAAUGAUAUACAAGUGACAAAGAAGACUUCAUUAAAGCUGUGAGACUGACAGUGCCCAACUUACAAAGUCGUACAGUGAAUGAGAAGACGUGCCAUGAAUACGUAUAUUUUGAUAUUCUUUCUGUUUCUUUAUUAAUUGAUGUUUAAAAAAAUAUUUGUUUCAAUAUGUUUUUUGGCAUGCAUUUGUUUCCGGAUGUUUACAAAUUUUAAUAUAAAUUUUUAUAUUUCGUAUGAUUGAUUAGAUUUUGUAAUUUAUUUUAGUACUGGUUAAGUAAAAUAUUAAAUAAUUAAUAAUGUUUUGUUUAGAAAAAGAAAAAUAAAUAAUUGCAUGUCUAGUUAUAAAACAGCAAAUAAUAAAUAUAGAAAACUAUAUAACUAGUAAUUUUGUGUGACUCUCCCUUCAAGUAAGAGGAACAUGUUAUUUGUCUCCAUUGGGGCUAGGUGGCGGACCCACGUUAAGAGAUGUGGUGUCACAUGACACCUCUUAAAUCUAAAUAAAUAUGUGUUUUGUAUAAAUUAGCAGUUGAAUUCAUCUAUCUCUGCUGGUAAAAUACCAUAAGUGACACCCCUAAACUC